Molecule: messenger RNA, 855 nt
Organism: Babjeviella inositovora NRRL Y-12698
Lineage: Eukaryota; Fungi; Ascomycota; Pichiomycetes; Serinales
Exons: 2
Coding region: 1-855 (284 amino acids)
Source: RefSeq, a predicted model, not a curated record
AUGAGCAACAGCUAUAGAGCACAUGCUAACGACAGACCGGAUUGGGCCAUCCUUUUGUCCUGGCCGUUCAAGGGGCUUCCGCCCUCCAAACCCGUGUCGGACCAGCUGUUGGAUGACUUGUCCCGCGAUAUCACUGCUGAAUUCAAGAAUGCCGCCAGAUCCGUUGCGGCCCUAUACAAACUUUCCGAUUCCAAAGCCAGCCUACUAAGACACCGCGGCUAUCUCGAUGCGAUCGAUGAUUUGCUAGAGUGUAUCAGUUGUGGCGGCGACGUCGAAAACUGGGCGUUGACCAAGCGUGCCGAGUUAGUUGGUAAUAGUCAAACUGCCCCUGCCUCUGUCCCAUCCACCUCGGAGAACCAACAGCCAACCAUAUCCACUCCUCCGGGCAAAGCCGCCAACUUAGACAACGGCCUUCCGCUGGACUUUCCCUUCACGAUCAGCCUGCCAUGUCCGCACGAGUUCCACCCAAGUUUCGCCCCCUUAUCGGUGCAGCACAUCCACCAACAAAACAUGCAGCACCACAGCCAGCACCACAGCCUAAACGUUGGACUCGGUCCUGGGUCCAGAAAGUUACAGACCCUUGUCCGGACCUCCAGUGCGAUGAAGAAAAGCAGCGGUAGCGAAGCCGACGAAGAAGCGGGUGGGGAUGAUGAAAACGAGAGCGACAGUGACGGAAACCUGUCUUUCUCCAUGCAUGACCAGAGUAUUGACUACACAGACCAGAAGGAAAUCACUGACAGGGAUGACAAUUUGGACGAGGAGUGGAUUGUGGACGAACACGACGGAUCGACCAUCGCUGGUGCAAAGAGACGUUUUUUGAGAGAAUGCGGGGAUAAAAAGCCGAGGGUUUUGUGA